AUGCCGGACAGUGAUGAUAACGAGGGCAAAACAAGAACCACCAGGUAUACCAGAAACAAAGAUACCCCGAGGACGGGAUAUCGCGAUAAAACACAGCCACGCCAGACCGAACGAGGAAGAAACCUUGCGGCAAUCACGGCGAACGGCGAAAAACAACACGGAGAGGAAACCGAAGAACAAUCUUCGGAGGAGAGCGAGCAAGAGUGCUGUGCAAUAAUGCGACAGCCGGAGCAAAGGGAGCCGGGCGUCCCAAAAGUCAAAAAUGACGGGGAGCCAAACGAUCCGAAACUCAGAGAUGACGGGGAGCCGAACAUCCGGAAGACCAAGGAUGACGGGGAGCAGAUCAUCAAGGAAGAAUCAGCGAAAGCGAUGAAUGCCAUGUACGUCAACACAGACGACAGUGACUAUGUGCCACCGAGUCCUGAAAUAGUGCCGAGAAAAUCGAAGCCGCGAGCGAACCGAAACGAGGUGAACUACCGUGAAACCGACAGUGAUAACGAAUCCGUAACAAUCGUCGGUCCGACGAAGAAAGUGACACCGAAAAGUGACGACAGUUGCGAAAGAUCGAGUAAAUGCACGGGAAAACGCGUGAAAUUCGAUGAUAAAAACGCGUCGCGUGAUGAAUCGCGUCAAGCGAACCGGCAAGUGCGAGCAAAAACAGUCACGCGAAAUACGACCAACGAGGAGUCCAAAUACGAAAGUGCGGGCAAGCGGAAGGAGAACGGGGCGAAGAAGACACCACGAUCGUCGAGACGAGUGAUAUCACCAAGAAAAAGGCGCGUGAGACACUUUCGAAAAGCGACGAGGCACGGAGAACACAAUUGUAUACGAUACGGUGUUACACCACACGAGCGCCAACAUAGCGUGAGUGCUGAUUGUGAAAAAGCGAACAAAAAAAAAGACAUUGCCUGUCGAAAAGCGCUGAGCGAGACGAGUAAAACGAGCACCCACACGAGGGGUAUACGAGAAAGUUUUUUCGGUGCGAAUUUCGACAAGUGGGGCGAGAGCGACGGUCGACUGCGCAGGUGCGACGUAAGAGUGGGGAUAAACCACGCAGACGCACGAGUGGGGCAGGAGCGACGAUCCGCAGAGCCCAUUAGCUUCACAGCUAGCAGUGAGAGCAGAUCGAUUGCGACUUCGAUGAUGGAAGGAGAUAUGAACAACCGACCAGUCGAAGUAGUUGAACAGUUGCCGAUGGAUGUCGGGGAGGUGGAGAAUCAACAACCACCCAUGAUACCCAACCCACCCGAGUUGAUCGAUAACCAGCCGACGGGGAUGGUGGACGACGACGAGCGGGAACCAGCCGAGGUAGAGAUCAUCCAGGUGAUCGAAGCCAAGGAGGACAAACCCAAGCCGAAGAUAGAAUCGACAGGAGCAGAACUACCUGAAGACGAACUACAGCAGCCGAGCGGCAGCAACCGAGGCGGAAUUAUGAUAGAACAACCCCAGCCGAGCACUAGUCGGGGAACAACCGCAAAAAUACGAGCCUCAAUGACACAGCGGGGACAAGAGGUUAACUACGCAGAGAUGGAAGAGUCAGAGCUGCUGAAGCACAUAGCUUGCGGUCUCGCUGAAGUAAAGAAACGGCGAGAAUAUCAACAAUACCGAUACGCCAUGGAGGGACAAGCAAGAAUGGUAGACGAGUAUCUGGCAAAUACACCACCUGCGCCAGACCUUGCAACACCCGAACUAUGCGAGCUCAGGAACCAAGUGCGGAAGGUUAUCCAAGAGUUGGAGAAGAAUGAAAUUUGCCGCCGACGACAAGUUCAAAUGGUAGAGAAUUUCCGCGUACCUGAUCCGACCAACGACGGGGACCAAGCAUUGGUCACAUUGCUGGCCUCAGUAGAGUGGGGAUGCGCGAAGGAAGAGGAACGACGGCCCUUUAAAAUCAUGCUGGAAUUUAAUCCUGACGGGGCGUACGUCGAGACAUGCACGGCAGAACAUAAUGAGGAACGGGCCCGGCAACCCACACAAAAGGACGACGGGACUAAACAAUCAACCGCGACGGGCAAAUCAACGCCGAAACAAAAGGUUGAGGAAAAGAGAUACGAGGCCCAGCCUAAAGGAAUGGAUGACAGCGACGCCGAAAUCCAAUCAAUUUCGAGCGAAGCCCUUAAGAAAAGGCCACCCACACCGGGAGCGACACUUAUGCAAUCGAGCAGCCGCCCCGAGAAACGUUCCCAACCGGAGGGGAAAGACGCUACGGAAACAGCGAGCAUGUAUACGAUACAGAUAGACUCAGUAUCCGAGGCGGAGACAGUGAUAGUACCACCGAGGGCCACAGCGUCAAACACGUUCCAGCACCCGACGAAACCGAAGGAGCAGAUCGUGAUAGGGGUGAGCGAGCGGAAAGCAGCGAAAACGGCCAACGAGCGCAAUCGCGAGCUCCAAGAAGCGGAGAGACGCGGGACAAAGCGCGAGAAGACGGACCGUCAACGACGCCGCGAUGAAGACAAGCGCCGCGCCAGAGCGAAGCGCCACAAUCGCGAGGAGAAACGAAGCUUGACGCGGGACGAGACUUCCGGCGCCAAGCUGACGGGGAGAAUGCGACCGGGCACUUCCCUACAGCCGCGUCGCCUGAUUAAACAAUCACCCCGGGUAAUACUGCGCAGGUUACCAGAUGCGGAGCCACGCGCGGCACAAGAAGAACGAGCGGUGGAAGGAGCGCAGCCGCCUCAUGCAGACCCGGCAGCGACAUCCGUGCCGAGGGAGACCGAACUCCCAUGCAUGCCGCCCACGCCGUUGAUGUCGGCACUACAGUUGCCUGUAAUGACUCCCGCGCUUCCUCCGCUUACAGACUCGAUCGCGGAAUUCAUAAAUUAUAAGUUCCCGAUCGGUCCGGUGGAACAGCCUUCCGACGACUUCGAGUCGCCGUCGGGAGAAAGUGAGAGCGAGGAUGACGAGGCCUAG
Messenger RNA from Temnothorax curvispinosus, 2910 nucleotides. RefSeq lists its product as uncharacterized. The transcript has a single exon. Lineage: Eukaryota; Metazoa; Arthropoda; Insecta; Hymenoptera; Formicidae. Bases 1 to 2910 code for a protein of 969 amino acids. The record is from RefSeq and is a predicted model, not a curated record.